Nanorana parkeri is the source of this 3639-nucleotide messenger RNA. RefSeq names its product prickle planar cell polarity protein 1 (gene PRICKLE1). Lineage: Eukaryota; Metazoa; Chordata; Amphibia; Anura; Dicroglossidae. The record is from RefSeq and is a predicted model, not a curated record. The transcript has 7 exons. Bases 50 to 2536 code for a protein of 828 amino acids. Gene Ontology annotation, molecular function: zinc ion binding.
UUUAAUGUGCUGGAAAAAACAGAAAUAGAAUUUUGCCAAGUGUUUGCUUAUGGCAAUGGAGCAGAAAGUCUGUAAGCUAACGUAUGGGUGCCAGCGAAGCUCCACAUCGGAUGACGACUCUGGAUGUGCUAUGGAGGAGUACACUUGGGUUCCACCAGGACUGCGUCCAGAACAGGUUCAGUUGUAUUUUGCCUGUCUCCCUGAGGAAAAGGUCCCCUAUGUCAACAGCGUGGGUGAAAAGUAUCGCAUCAAACAGCUUCUGUACCAGCUUCCUCCACACGACAAUGAGGUGAGAUACUGCCAGGCAUUAAGUGAGGAGGAAAAGAAAGAAUUAAUGAUGUUCAGUACACAACGCAAAAAAGAGGCCCUUGGGAGAGGCAAUAUCAAGUUGCUAUCAAGGGCCGCGAUGCAUGCUGUCUGUGAGCAGUGCGGCGAGAAGAUUAAUGGCGGUGAAAUAGGAAUUUUUGUUUCGAGAGCUGGUCCUGGGGUAUGCUGGCACCCAGCGUGUUUUGCAUGCUCCACGUGCAAUGAGCUGCUUGUUGAUCUCAUAUACUUUUACCAGGAUGGAAAAAUACAUUGUGGCAGGCAUCAUGCUGAACUGCUAAAACCGAGAUGCUCUGCCUGUGAUGAGAUUAUAUUUGCUGAUGAAUGCACAGAGGCUGAGGGGCGUCACUGGCACAUGAAGCAUUUUUCUUGCUACGAAUGUGAAACUGUGCUUGGUGGUCAGAGAUAUAUCAUGAAGGAUGGUCGCCCCUUCUGUUGCAGUUGCUUUGAAUCUCAUUAUGCAGAGUACUGUGAAUCCUGUGGAGAACAUAUAGGUGUUGACCAUGCUCAGAUGACCUAUGAUGGCCAACACUGGCAUGCUACAGAAAGCUGCUUUUGUUGUGCACAGUGCAAAGUUUCCCUCCUGGGUUGUCCUUUUCUGCCGAAAAAAGGACGCAUUUAUUGUUCCAAGACUUGCAGCUUGGGAGAGGAUAUGCAUGCAUCAGAUUCUUCCGACUCAGCCUUCCAGUCUGCUAGGUCCAGGGAGUCCAGGAGGAGCGUCCGAAUGGGAAAGAGCAGCAGAUCAGCAGAUCAGUGUAGACAAUCACUCUUGCUGUCUCCAGCACUGAAUUACAAGUUCCCUGGCCUCUCUGGCAAUGCUGAUACUCUGUCUCGGAAGAUGGAUGACCUUGGCUUAUCAAGUCAUGGGGCCAGUUUUGAUAAUGACUGUUGGAAAGGAAGGGAUGAGCAGGAUACGCCAGAGGACCAUGAAGAAUGGGCUGAGCAUGAUGACUACAUGACUCAGUUACUUUUAAAGUUUGGUGAUAAAGGACUCUUUCAACAGCCUGCUGUAGAUAAUGGACCUAGUGAGCCUUGGAUGUCUGAAAAUGUCAAAAUGAAUAGUGACCUAAAAAGAAGCAGGCGCAACCAGAGUUUGGCAAGUAAAAAAUAUCAAACUGAUAUGUACUGGGCACAGUCACAGGAUGGACUUGGAGAUUCAGCAUAUGGAAGUCAUCCCGGCCCUGCCAGCAGCAGGAAAAUAAAAGAACUGGAUUUAGAGCAUGGUGCAUCUGGUUACAAACAUGACAAAAUGCCCUGGUAUAAAAGCUCCCUGGAAUGCUUGUCUGAUGAUAUGAAGCCACAGAUUCAAAACAUACACGACUCCAUGGAUUCAUUGGCAUUGUCCAAUAUAACAGCAGCAUCAGUUGAUGGGGAAAGUAAAACUCGGCCAUCACACUUUUCUUAUUCAAACUUCCAAGACAUGGACUCGAGAGACUGUGAGAAAAUGAGCAAUAUGGGAACUCUCAACUCUUCCAUGCUAAACAGGAGUUCUGAAUCUCUGAAAAGCCUAAGUUCAGAACUGUGCCAGGAAAAGCCACUUCCAGAAGAAAAGCCAGUUCAUAUGUCAGCACUGAGAAGGUCUAAGUCACAGACCAGGCCACAAGUCAAGUUUUCUGAUGAUGUCAUAGACAAUGGCGACUAUGGCAGUAUUGAAAUCAGACAGCCCCCAAUGAGUGAGAGGAGUAGGAGAAGGGUUUACAAUUUUGAAGAAAGUAGCCAAAGGCCACGCCACCACCACCGGCGUAGGAAGAGCCGAAAGUCUCGCUCUGAAAAUGCACUUCAUCUUGCAGCAGACCACAAAGCACCAGGACGGGAAAAACCAAGAUGUUAUACUUCUGAGGAUUAUGACAGACUCUUUCAGAACAAAUCUCCUCAGGAGGUCCAAGCAUAUAUCCAAAAUAGUGAAAUAUUUGGACAGUAUACAAAUGCUGCUUCAGAUUAUGGACUGCAAAGCCAAUUGAUGGAUAAAUAUUUUGGGUUGUAUGGUGAUGAUGACUCUUGGUGUUCAACCUGCUCCUCAUCCUCUUCUGACUCAGAAGAGGAAGGAUAUUUUCUUGGACAGCCUAUUCCACAGCCACGGCCACAAAGAUGCCAAUAUUUUACAGAUGAUCUUCCUAGUCCCACAGCUGUACUAUCUAGUAGUCAUUUUGGCCAAAGGACCACUAAAUCCAAAAAGAAGGGACACAAAGGCAAAAACUGUAUCAUUUCCUAAAACCCCUAGGCAUGCUUUGUUGAAUUCCUGUGAAGACAUUCUCAGUCCAGAGAGACCAUUUUAUUUUAUAGUUCUGCUAUUUGCAAAAUACCGUUUUUGUUUUUUUGUUUGUUUUAAUGCCAUGUCAAUUGUACCAAAACAGACCGGCUGGUGUUUACAUUGUGUAAUGACUAUGGAAAUGUUUGUGUUUAGCAGAAUAUUUACUUAGACGAUCACAGGUUUACAGUACAGGUUUACUUUCUUUAUUGCUUUGCACACAAUACUUAAGUUAGAAAUUAGAAUGUGCACCAUAUGCUUACCUGACAUACAUACCCCAGACUCCCAAAGUCUGGAACCUGCUCUGAAAGGGAGAGGUUGUGUGUGGGCCAAACCUUUUUGUUUGCCAAUUCCAGCAAUUGCUUACUCAUGAAUAUGGUAUAUUUUAAUGCAAACGAGAUGUUUGCUCCUAACAGUUUGUAUCUUCCAGGCAAUAGUUAAAGGUUUGUGUAUUUAGAUCAAUGCAGACAGAGUCCUUUUGUUAGAGAUGGUCAAUGGCAAUUCAACACAGCCAGAUCCAGUUUUCCUUUUUAAAGUUUCCAUGUCAGCGGGUAUUUACACUUGAAAGCCUUAAAAUCCAUGCUAAGUGUAGAAUAUUUAGCUGCAAGUUAUUUAUGUUCACACAAAUUUAGGCCUAAUUUAACUGUGCAAAUAAUAAAUGUAUAUAUUGUAUAUGUUAAAUGCAGAACAUGUUAUUUUUUAUAUCCCUUCUCUGCAAGGUUUAGGGGCACACCGGAAGAGAAGGUUUAUUGCUUGUUUGCUUUCCCUUUAGUUGCCAUUUGCAAGCAGUUCGGAAAGCAAUACCCAACACUGUUCAGCAAUAGUGUCUUUAAAUAUGUCUUUUUUUCCUCAGUUCUUUGGCCCUGUAUUUGGCACUGCAGUGAUGUAAGUUCUUAUAGACCUGUAUUACCUGUAGGUUUUAUUUAUAGGCCAGAGACUAGUAGAAGACAAAUCUCUUCAUUCUGCAACAACAGACUGUGUCUCAGAAACAUAUGUUUUAGAUACCAUAAGUCACUUGUUUGAUUUUUCUAAAAUAUUGACACUGUUUGUGAAUAAAAAUAUAGAUA